UACGACGACCCCCACAAGACCCCUGCCUCCCCCGUGGUGCACAUCAGGGGGCUGAUUGAUGGGGUGGUGGAGGCCGACCUGGUGGAAGCUCUGCAGGAGUUUGGUCCUAUCAGCUACGUGGUGGUGAUGCCCAAGAAGAGACAAGCCCUGGUGGAGUUUGAGGACAUCUUGGGUGCCUGCAACGCUGUUAAUUAUGCAGCUGAUAAUCAGAUUUAUAUUGCGGGGCAUCCGGCCUUCGUCAAUUAUUCCACCAGCCAGAAGAUCUCCCGGCCUGGGGACACGGAUGAUUCCAGGGGGGUCAACAACGUCCUGCUCUUCACCAUCCUCAACCCUAUCUACUCCAUCACCACGGUGAAGUUCAUGAAGAGCAAGCCGGGAGCAGCCAUGGUGGAGAUGGCCGAUGGGUACGCGGUGGAUCGCGCCAUCACCCACCUCAACAACAACUUCAUGUUCGGGCAGAAACUCAACGUCUGUGUCUCCAAGCAACAGGCCAUCAUGCCCGGACAGUCCUACGGGCUGGAGGACGGAUCCUGCAGCUACAAGGACUUCAGCGGUUCCCGCAACAACCGCUUCUCCACCCCCGAGCAGGCGGCCAAGAACCGCAUCCAGCACCCCAGCAACGUGCUGCACUUCUUCAACGCGCCCCUGGAGGUGACAGAGGACAACUUCUAUGAGAUCUGCGAUGAACUCGGG
Chaetura pelagica (chimney swift) is the source of this 693-nucleotide messenger RNA. RefSeq names its product heterogeneous nuclear ribonucleoprotein L-like. Gene Ontology annotation, biological process: regulation of RNA splicing. The annotation marks the transcript as partial. Gene Ontology annotation, cellular component: nucleus. NCBI's taxonomy places the organism in Eukaryota, Metazoa, Chordata, Aves, Apodiformes, Apodidae. The record is from RefSeq and is a predicted model, not a curated record. Gene Ontology annotation, molecular function: mRNA binding. The transcript has 5 exons.